Parastagonospora nodorum SN15 is the source of this 1047-nucleotide messenger RNA. RefSeq lists its product as hypothetical. Lineage: Eukaryota; Fungi; Ascomycota; Dothideomycetes; Pleosporales; Phaeosphaeriaceae. Bases 1 to 1047 code for a protein of 348 amino acids. The transcript has 2 exons. The record is from RefSeq and is a predicted model, not a curated record.
AUGCCAUGCGAUUCAUUCAGCGAUGCUAUCCUAAGCGCCGAGAACAUUCGAAUGGAAUAUGAUGAGAACUUCACCCUUGACGGAUUGGAUCACAGCGGGUUUGACGACAACCAUAUCAAUGAAAAUAUUUCUACACCCUGGACGUGGAGCACGACGACGCCAUGUAGCUACAAUAGCGAGGCAAGCUCGAAGACCAGUGGUAACACCGCUCAUGAGUCUGCGAUGACGGGAAGUGAAUCGUCCUCUAGUAUAGUCGCUCGCAGUGCUACGGCAUUAUUCCCCUUGUCAUCAAGUAUGGACCAAUCGUUGGAGGCACAACUGCUCGGCGGCUACACACUCACUGAAGGCCCAAUCGAUUCGGGUCCCUUAGACAUGCAGCUCCUAGACACAACUAUGACAUGGGCAACGUACUCCGGCUCAUUCAUGGACACCACAUGUGAUCCGCUGGCACUCACGUCUCCGGAGAACGAACCAGAACUAGGAGACAGCAGCUGCCACUGUCUCCUGUACUCGAUUACCUUUCUAGAAUGCCUGGCUUCGGACUCCGUGUCGCGCGAGAAUCGCAUGGACACACUACUCGCUGAGUUUCGUGAAGCUAUGGAGAAGUUGUAUGUAUUUUUGGCGUGCAAAUGCUGCGCGACAAGCUUGGAGCAAAACAUGUUGCUUGCUAAGGCGAUUCGGCAAAUUAGCCUUAUCUGUGCGAAAAUAGCCAACUCUUUCAAGGCCCUAUACCUACACCAUAAGAAAGACAAGAAAAACAACACAAACUCGUCCUUCCAACAAGAGAGCGGUCUGGACAGCUCGCCUGCUGCCUUUUGUUCUGUUAACAUUCUCGUGUCGUCAUACCGUGUCAACAGUCGAGAAAUGCUGUUUUUGCUGGACAGUCUGGUCACGCUUCACGUCAGUGAGUUCCAGGAGCAUAUCGACAAACUAAAGGAGCGAUCGCGCAAUCAUUUGCAUCAGGACCUAGCUAGAGCGUUAAAAGAAGCAGAAGCGUAUCUUGAGCAAGCAAAAGAAACGAUGAGAAUUUGCAUGGCAUUGGGGUAG